Molecule: messenger RNA, 2709 nt
Organism: Manis javanica (Malayan pangolin)
Lineage: Eukaryota; Metazoa; Chordata; Mammalia; Pholidota; Manidae
Source: RefSeq, a predicted model, not a curated record
AUGGCUGAGCAGAGGCCAAAGAUGUUACGGAGGCCCGCGUGGACGGGACCCCAGGGGCCUUGUGGAUGCGAUGGAAGCCGGCGCUCGGCCUCGCGCUCCCCUGGCUACAGGCCGUGCAGCCUGUAUCUUGCGAGGGCAGUCUCUGGGUCAAUGGGCUCCGUGGGAAUGCGACUUUCCGAGUUCAGUUGCUUCAGACUACCUACCGCUAGCGGCAUCCCGCGGCCACGUGGCUGCCCAAAGCUUCGCAUCCUGAGCGCGGGUCGCAGGAGUGAAACUGAAGCGAGCCCUUUAAGAUUAUGCCCACUGGACGCGUGCAGGCCUCUGGGGAGGAGGGCCGGGGCGGGGCGAUUCAGCCCCGCCCACUCUCCGGGCCCGCCCCCGGCGCCCCCGCCCCGCCCCCCGCACUCCGCCGGCGGCGCCUUUGAUGUUCGGACCCGCCAGCUCCGGAGCCGUGCAGCCUGGAGCCCGCGCCCCUCGCCCGCAGCCCGCCCAGGCGGAGUCAGCCCGCGCUCCGCCCGCCGCGAUCCAGGCUCGGAGGUCCGAACUCCGGACUCGCCGCCUUCCGGGCCGGCUCCGCGCCCCGCACUCCCGCGCCCCGCGCUCCGGCGGGCGGAGCGCACCAUGCCGCAGCUGGACUCCGGCGGGGGCGGUGCGGGCGGCGGCGACGACCUGGGCGCCCCCGACGAGCUGCUGGCCUUCCAGGACGAGGGCGAGGAGCAGGACGACAAGAGCCGCGACAGCGCUGCGGGCCCCGAGCGCGACCUGGCCGAGCUCAAGUCGUCGCUAGUCAAUGAGUCCGAGGGCGCGGGGGGCCCGGGGCCCGGCCCCGGGACCCGCGGCGAGGCCGAGGUCGGGCCCGAGGCUCUCGGGCGGGAACACACUUCGCAGAGACUGUUCCCCGACAAACUUGCAGAGCCUCUGGAGGAUGGCCUGAAGGCCCCAGAGUGCGCCAGCGGCAUGUACAAAGACACCGUCUACUCCGCCUUCAAUCUGCUCAUGCACUACCCACCCGCCUCUGGAGCAGGGCAGCACCCGCAGCCGCAGCCCCCGCUGGUAAGUGGCCCCAGCUGCGCAGCCACCCUGUCCCUGCUACCUCCUUGACCAUUUAUGUGAGGCAUGGGCAAGAAGUGACUUUUGCCUAGAACAAAGUAGAUGCAUGAGGACUCUGUUCUCCUCUCUUUUCCCAUACAUAGUCUGCGGACUCUAAACCAGGAGAACCUUGCUGAAGGAAGGAGAACUGCCCUGGGCACCCAGCUUCCCUCUAGCUGUUGGGUUUUGGUUUCUCAGCUUGCCCACAGGCAGGUGCAGGCCCUGUCCUGGUGCUAGGUAAUGCUGGGGUGGAGUCUUCUCUGAGAACUUCUGUGCCCAGACCACCUCUCCUGCGAGUGGUGUGCAGAAUGUGGUCUGAGCUGUGAGCUUUGCAGUUAGCCUUCUCCCACUAAGUCCUGGGCCUUGGUAGUUGGAGGAAUGGGCAGAAAAGCAGGUCCCCAUCAGAUCUGGUUGUGCAGGAGAAACAUGCUCUGCCCACUCUGGCCUUAUUGACAACGCAUGCACCCAUGCCAGAGAAAGACCCUGAACAGGACGUGUGGAAAGUGGGUUUUUAUGAAGCUGACUUGGUCUGAAACACACCAGGAAGGGUUAGCUGAGAUAUUUAAAUCAGUAGUGUCUGUAAGGGGCCUGAUAAAUGAAUUUGCAAAUUAACUAAGUUUAAGUUCUCAGUGCUUUGAAAAGAUGCCAUGAUCAGUAUGAACCAUGCUUUUCUGCCUAGUGGUGCAGACGACCUAGAGUAAGAAGAGCCUGUUCUGAGUGCUUUGGAGCAGGAAGCCUGCACUUAAAAAAAAAAUUCUGAUUAGUGUUCAGACAGUCCUGAGUUGGCCCAAGUCAGGGGUGAGAUUAGAGUCCCUGUUGUACACAAAAGGUCAGGGGGACUCUGGUGAGCAGGUGUCAGGUACAAAUGUGCAGGUGGGAGGCUCAACUGGCUAGUGGCGGGGGUCACCCGGAGGAAGAAGAGUGACUGACAGGCUGUUUCAGAUUGGGAAUGAGGAGGGUUGGUUCUGAACACUGACACCGAAGCUGGUGGGAAGUGAGAAUACCAAUUGAGGCUUUUCUCCAGAAACCCAGGAUGGAAAACCUGGUAGACGGCUGACUCUAGAAAUGAGCUGCUUGCCUUUGGACCCCCAUUUCCUCAUCUGUAAAAGAAGCAUGUUGAUUUAGUGGUUUGUAUGACUUUGUGCUCUGGAGUGGCUCCUUCUAUGAGGUGUUUGUCUCAUUCUAAGCCUGUGGGGCAGGGAGCUUGCCCUCUGACCUUGCCGCCUGAUGCGGCAGCUCUUCUCAGACAACUCUGCCCUGUAGGAGCAGACUCUUAGAUACUUUCUGUGCUCCCUGAAAGGGUGAAUUUUGGACCAAGUUGAUAUAACCCACCAUUGCCAAACCACCUGCAGGUGAGUAGGUUGGACAGGGCUGGGGUCACUGUGAGAACUAUGACCAGACGUUAGGCCUAUGUGGUCCUACCAAAGCAGGCUCCCCUUUGGCACCUUGUGAUUCCACAGCAAUACAGGAAAAAGACUGUGUUUCUGAGUUCCUUUCACAGCGUGGCCAAGUGGUAGGAAAGUGCCCAGAGUGGGAGGGCCUCAUGCUCUGUAAGGGUGUGCUGAUGGGACCAUUUGGUGUCCUUUAGCUCACACUGGUCAGAGGGUAGGCAGCUGGGCG